Molecule: messenger RNA, 426 nt
Organism: Osmia bicornis bicornis
Lineage: Eukaryota; Metazoa; Arthropoda; Insecta; Hymenoptera; Megachilidae
Product: COP9 signalosome complex subunit 9
Exons: 3
Coding region: 144-320 (58 amino acids)
Biological process (GO): negative regulation of protein neddylation
Source: RefSeq, a predicted model, not a curated record
UAGCUGAAAUUAGGUCUGCAUAUUUUUGCCAGCUGUUUUCUUACACACUCUACGUUAUAAGAACUUACCAUUGUAUUCUGUCAAAACAAAAACAUUCAUAUAAAAUAUUUUUAAAUUGUUCAUUUAAUUACAAUUUUAAGAAAAUGAAGCCUACCCUUGUAGCUGAUGAAAUGUUUCCUGAUGGUGCUGGUUCUUACAUUGAAUUGGAGGAGGUUGGUGGCAGUCGCUUAUUAGUUGAUCUUACUGCAAGUGAAAAAGCAGUACAUGCAGAUUUUUUCAAUGAUUUUGAUGACUUGUAUGAUGAUGAUGACCUGGAAUAAAGUGAUAUAAAUUAUUACAUCAUCAGUAACACUAUCAUACUUAGAAUGUAUUUCCCAUUAUCAACUUGUAAUAAGUAAUAAUAAUAGAACAUAUUAAUUAUAUUAA